Messenger RNA from Alternaria conjuncta, 1650 nucleotides. RefSeq lists its product as uncharacterized. NCBI's taxonomy places the organism in Eukaryota, Fungi, Ascomycota, Dothideomycetes, Pleosporales, Pleosporaceae. Gene Ontology annotation, cellular component: endoplasmic reticulum; Golgi apparatus. Gene Ontology annotation, biological process: phosphoenolpyruvate transmembrane import into Golgi lumen. The coding region runs from base 1 to 1650 and encodes 549 amino acids. The record is from RefSeq and is a predicted model, not a curated record. The transcript has 2 exons. Gene Ontology annotation, molecular function: antiporter activity; phosphoenolpyruvate transmembrane transporter activity.
AUGACGCCUCCGUUGGCGCGGGACCCGAGUCCCAACGCUACCUUCAAGUUUCCCGCCUUCCAGCCCGAUCUGCUCCCCACGCCCGAGGAAGACAACAUCUACGGCCUCAGCUCGUCGCGGUCCGCCAGCCCCAGUCAUGCAGCGCAGACAAAUGGCAGCACGAUACCAGGGGAUAGGUGGCAUCCGCGCAAAGAGGCUAGGUUCGGAGGCAUGAAUGGCUCCUCGUCGGGCUCUUCAAACAGGCACGGAAGACAGAAGAGCCUUUCCGAGGCCUUCAGGACCAUACGGACGCGAAAGGGCAGUGUCAGCCAGAAUGCGCAUGAACUCGCCGAUGCGCUCAAGGCACCGCUGUCGCCCAAGCUCAUCGUGCUCUGCGGCGUGUGGUACAUGACGUCCAUCUUCACCAACAUGUCCUCCAAGGCCAUCCUGACCGCCCUACCGAAGCCCAUCACCCUUACGACCGUACAAUUCGCCUUCGUAUCUGGCUGGUGCUUGAUAAUGGCCAUGUUCGCUAGGAAAUUUCCGCGGUUGAAGCAGACGAUGCCUUUCCUCAAGUACGGCAUUCGCAGCCCAUCCAGGGAACUGAUCAUGGCUACGCUGCCCCUGACGCUCUUUCAGAUUGGCGGACACAUUCUCAGUGCCGAUGCUACGUCGAGGAUACCUGUGUCGCUGGUGCACACCAUCAAGGGACUCUCCCCGCUCCUGACGGUCAUGGCCUACAGCAUCUUCUUCAAGAUUCAAUACUCGAUCCCAACAUACCUCUCCCUUAUACCACUAACUCUGGGAGUCAUACUGGCAUGCUCGGCGGAUUUCAACGCGAACCUGAUCGGCCUGAUGUCCGCAUUUGCCAGCGCUAUCCUCUUCGUCGUACAGAACAUUGUCUCCAAACAGAUUUUCAACGACGCCGCAGCCGCUGAGAAAGACGGUCUCCCACCCAACAAGUUCACCAAGCCAGACAAACUAAACCUCCUCUGCUACUCCUCCGGCCUAGCCUUCCUCUUCACGCUCCCACUCUGGCUCUGGUCCGAAGGAUUCACCCUCAUCUUCGACUUUCUGCACGACGCCUCCAUUGAACUAUCAGACCACCCUGAAGCUCUGGACCACGGGCGGCUGAUUCUAGAAUUCCUGUUCAACGGCACCUUCCAUUUCGGGCAGAACAUUGUAGCUUUCGUGCUACUAUCCAUGGUCUCACCAGUCACCUACUCCGUCGCCAGCCUGAUCAAGCGCGUUUUCGUUAUCGUCUUCGCAGUCGUCUGGUUCGGCAAGCCCAUGACCAAAGUGCAAGCCUUCGGCUUCGUCCUCACAUUCGUGGGUCUAUAUCUCUAUGACCGCACGCACGAUGCCGCCAAAGCAGAUAAACGCGCAAAGGCCCUACAGUCCAAGAACAGCGGCUCAUUGCUUCCCUUGGCGACAGACGUCAAGUCGCGACCUGUUUUCACGGCUAGUCCGUCGUCCAUGCAGGAUCCAGGGACGUACUCCAUGCCGGGUAUCCACGAGUCACGAGAUGAGAAAAGACAUGAUGAUUCGGGCAGUUCGAGCUAUCGCAGGACUUCUGAGCAGGGCUCGCAGUACUUGCCUCCUGGGACGAAGGCGGAGGAUACUUGGCGGCCUAAUGACAUGAAUGGCAGAAGGGGGAUAGGCGUUUCAUGA